Micropterus salmoides (largemouth bass) is the source of this 2045-nucleotide messenger RNA. RefSeq names its product dynein heavy chain 7, axonemal-like. Gene Ontology annotation, molecular function: dynein light intermediate chain binding; dynein intermediate chain binding; minus-end-directed microtubule motor activity. Gene Ontology annotation, cellular component: dynein complex. The coding region runs from base 366 to 2045 and encodes 559 amino acids. The record is from RefSeq and is a predicted model, not a curated record. The transcript is spliced from 13 exons. Gene Ontology annotation, biological process: microtubule-based movement. NCBI's taxonomy places the organism in Eukaryota, Metazoa, Chordata, Actinopteri, Centrarchiformes, Centrarchidae.
CCCUGCAUCUGGCUCCCCAAAAAGUCUUGGGAUGAGACUUGCCGCUUGGAUGAGAUGGCUCAUUUCAAAGGUCUGCGUCAAGACAUGGCUCGCCUCAGGAAUGAGUGGAAGAAGGUCUACGACAGCCCAAACCCCCAUCAAACUCCCUUCCCUGAUGAGUGGCAGGAGAGGCUAAGCCAGUUUCAGAGGAUGCUGGUGAUCCGCUGUCUCAGACCAGACAAGGUUAUUCCCAUGGUACAGGAAUUUGUUUGCAACAGUUUGGGUCGUCCCUUCAUCGAAGCGCCACCCUUCAACCUGAGUAAGGCCUUCGUUGAUAGCCACUGUUGUGCCCCCUCAUCUUCAUCCUCUCCCCGGGCUCAGACCCCAUGGCUGCACUGCUCAAGUUCGGAGAUGAAAAGGGCUUUACGGGUAACAAGCUGACCUCCCUGUCUCUGGGACAAGGCCAGGGUCCUAUCGCUAUGCAUAUGAUUGAGACAGGCAUUAAAGAGGGCACCUGGGUGGUUCUGCAGAACUGCCACUUAGCCACAUCGUGGAUGUCAACACUGGAGCGAGUCUGUGAGGAGCUGAACCCAGACACUACUCACCCAGACUUCAGGCUCUGGCUGACUAGCUACCCGUCUCCCACUUUCCCCGUGGCGGUGCUUCAGAAUGGAGUGAAGAUGACCAAUGAGGCUCCGAAGGGCCUUCGCGCCAAUAUUGCACGUUCCUUCUUAAUGGACCCCAUCUCUGACCCAGAGUUUUUUGCCAGCUGCAGCAAGCCGGCUGUGUUCAAGAAACUGCUGUACGGCCUGUGUUUCUUCCACGCCCUGACCCAGGAGAGGAGGAAGUUUGGACCUUUAGGCUGGAACAUUCCGUAUGAGUUCAAUGAGACCGACCUCCGGAUCUCAGUACAGCAGCUGCACAUGUUCCUGGAGCAGUACCAGGAAGUGCCGUUUGAUGCCCUCCGCUACAUGACUGGUGAGUGUAACUAUGGAGGCCGCGUGACAGAUGACUGGGACAGACGGACCCUGCGCACAAUCCUCUCUAUUUUCUACACCUCAAAGCUCAUCGAGGACCGGGACUACAAGUUUGAUCCCAGCGGGCUCUACUAUGCACCAGAUGAAGGAGAUUACAAUAGCUACAUAGAAUAUACCAAGUCGCUGCCUCUCAACCCGUCGCCGGAGAUUUUUGGCAUGAACGCCAACGCAGAUAUCACCAAGGAUCAGGCUGAAACACAACUGCUGUUUGACAGCAUCUUGCUUACACAGUCCCGCUCUUCGGGCGGAGAUGCCAAAUCCUCCGAUGACAUGGUCUUUGAUGUGGCAGCUGACAUCCUGAGCAAGCUGCCUGGAGACUUUGACUUGGAGGCAGUGAUGAGGCGCUUUCCCACCAGCUACAAUCAGAGCAUGAACACAGUGCUGGUGCAGGAGAUGGGCCGCUUCAACAACCUGCUCUGCACCAUCCGACGCUCCUGUGUCAACAUUCAGAAGGCCAUAAAGGGGCUGGAGGUGAUGUCUGCGGAGCUGGAGGAGGUGGUCAGCAGCAUCUUGAAGGGCCGUAUCCCAGGCAUGUGGAUGAAGAAGUCCUACCCCAGCCUCAAACCGCUGGGAAGCUACGUCAAUGACUUCCUGGAGCGACUCAGGUUCUUACAGGACUGGUGUGAUCAGGGUACGCCUGCUGUAUUCUGGAUAUCAGGAUUCUUCUUCACCCAGGCUUUCCUCACAGGCAGCCAGCAGAACUAUGCCAGGAAACACACCGUCCCUAUUGACUUGCUCGGCUUCGACUUUGAGGUCCUGGAUGACCACGAAUAUAAACACCCUCCAGAGGAUGGUGUGUACGUUAGAGGGCUGUUUCUUGAUGGCGCCCGCUGGGACAGAAAGACCAAACUUCUCGCUGAGUCCUACCCCAAAGUGCUGCAUGACCCCAUGCCUGUGAUGUGGCUGAAGCCCGUCAAACGGAAGGACAUUCCCGAGAGGAUGUGUUACUGUCGCCUGUCUACAAGACCAGCGAGCGGCGUGGCACCCUGUCCACCACCGGCCACUCCACCAAUUAUGUCAUCGCCAUGA